AUGAAUGGUGGAGAGGAUGAUCUUGCAUUGUCAGAAGAUGAUUUUGACAAUCCAACAUCUGAAUCUUUAGUGCGGAUGUUCAAGAAUCGCAAUGAUACGCCUGUUGCACAUAUUGCAACAGGUCAGUCACCCGCACCGCUUCCUAUAGAUGACUUAGCUUCAGAGACAAUUGAUUCUCAGGCUGAAAGACCAAAAGAUGAUCCAGCAGUUGAUCCUCAGACCGAAAGACCAAAAGAUAACAUGGCAAUCGAUGCUCAGACUGAAAAAAUAAAAGAUCACACAGGAGUUGAUUCUCAUGCUGAAAAACCAAAAGAUGACACGAGGGUACUGGACAUUAGCAUGUAUGAAAGUGACAAAACCCCUGUUACAAGUCCUCUGAAAGAAACCUCAACUUCAACUGCUGCGUUUCCAGUGAACGGGAAAUUCAAGGAACCUUUACGUGACGUAAGGAAUGUGGCGAGGGACUUAAACUCAUGCAUGAAGGAGAUUGAGAUCUUAUUUAUCAAGGCAUCUGAUUCUGGAAAAGAAGUCCCAAGGAUGCUUGAAGCAGACAAAGUCAAUUUCCGGCCUUUACUACCAGAAGAAAAAGCGCCAGGAUCAACAGCAUCAGGUUUUUUUGCAACAUUAUUUGCUUGUUGCAGAGAGGAAGUCCCUGUUCCUCAACCUCCUCCUCAGGCUGAAGUGCAGUACCUUACCUGGCAUAGAUCAAUGUCUUCACUUUCUUCAUCAUCCAGAAAUCCUCUUGGGACAACAUCAAAGGAAGACACUGAUGGUCUCACUGGAAAUAUCUUUGGUGGUGUAUACAUGAAUUCUGGCAGUCAUGCCUCCACACUGGACAGGCUGUAUGCAUGGGAGAGAAAGCUUUAUGAUGAAGUCAAGGCAAGCGGUGCAGUUUGCAGGCAAUAUGAUGAUAAAUGUAGGCAGCUAAGACACCAGGAAUCAAGAGGAGAAAGCCAAAUGAGUAUCGACAAAACCCGUGCUGUUGUGAAGGAUUUGCACUCCAGAAUUUUAGUGGCCAUUCAGAGAAUCGACAUGAUUUCAAAGAACAUAGAGGAUCUAAGGGACAAAGAGCUUCAACCACAGCUAGAGGAAUUAAUUGGAAGUUUGACUUGCAUGUGGGCAACAAUGCUUGAGUGUCACCGGCAUCAACAUGAUAUCAUUAAACUAGUAUCCAACACUGGCAACAUGAAGGCUUCAAUUCGGUCAGAAUCACAGUUCCAAGCAACUCUACUCCUUCAGGUUGAGCUGAACACAUUAUGUUCAAACUUUCAGAAAUGGAUAGCAUCCCACAAAGCAUAUUUGCAGAGCCUAAAUUCAUGGCUACUCAAGUGUGUGAAGUCACUACAAAAGAAGAGGAAGAGUUCCAGGAAAAAGAAGGUCGAAGCUGAUCCAAUAACAAAGUAUGCUGUUGCGCCCAUAUUUAAAACCUGUGAGAGCUGGAUAAAUUUGUUGGAUGAUUUACCAACGGAUUUGGAGGAUGCUGUUAAAGACCUUGCUGCUCAUAUAAACCGUUAUGUGCCACAUCAGGAGAAGCAAUGGGGUGGUUCAAAGCGAAUCUUAUCGUUGUCCCAUAGUGGAAGAUCAAACGGGGAGAUGGGGAAGUACAAAGAAGUGACCCCCUAUGGAUUUACAAUCAAGUUUGGAGAUAUUUCUAGGGAAGCUUGA
Molecule: messenger RNA, 1665 nt
Organism: Miscanthus lutarioriparius
Lineage: Eukaryota; Viridiplantae; Streptophyta; Magnoliopsida; Poales; Poaceae
Source: the annotation of a GenBank genome assembly